GAGUAGCUCCAAUUCUAUCGCCAAGCAGACCUCCAAGACGAUUCCUGCCACUGUUGAAAUACCCACUCCGAAUUGGUUCAUGCAUUGACGGUAAGUCGAACAGUUGGCAAGAUACCAAAGUGCUAUGGCGACUCUCAUCUCCACAGAGAUUGGAUUGCGAAGUCUGGUGCGCUGACGGGAAAGACGGUGCCCUAUGGAAUGAACCAAUUCAUUGAAAGUCUCCCUGGUCAUACGAAAAUUUUCAAUCCACAGCUGGUCAUCCCAUAUGGCAGUGACGAAAUUGUCCCACCAGUCCCUGCUACGGGGAUAAAUCCAGUAGCGACGGGGGACUCUGAUUCCGGCUACAGCGAGAAAACGUGCUCUGUUCAUUGCUGUUCUCCUUGUUCUCCAUAAAGGCGGAGGUAUGCACCUCAGUGCAAGUGAUUUCCUAAGCAUUCUCCUUCUUCUAACCACUCGCAUCCAGUAACUGUUGCAGGCAUCGAUCGAUCGCUGAAUAUAGAUAAAGAUGAUGUGAAGCAAGGCCAGUGCCAAUGCUCGGACCGCAGACAUAAUUCAGCAGAAUAAAAUCGGGCUCAAAAAAUCCUCCGCAAUUCCAAAGUAUGCCGUGAGACAAAUGUGUUCACAAGAGUGGAGAACGCACAGUUCCAAGGAAAACUCCCGCCCAAGUUGGCCAGCCUAUCAUCGUGGCCACAUUUUUGGCGGGAGAAAAAUCAUGACUUCCUAGAGGGGAGGAAGGACAUUUGCUAGGGAUAGUUGUGCUUGUGUCUUUUAGGGCAAAGAGCAUAGAGUAGACUUGCAGGAGCAGAUUGACCAGUUCUUCCACUCAAAUGUCGCGAUGACUACACAUGUGAUGGAGCAAAAUUAAGAGGGGCGGAUUACAGUGGAUUGAUGUGUUGACCCCCUCCCCAGUCCAGUUUUCCUGACUCUGAAACACCUAAAAAAAAAAAAAAAGCGGUAUGUAUGUUUUGUGAAGUAGCGCUUUGUUUUAUUAAAAAAAAAGUACUCGGUCCCGUUUUUUUCAAGCACAAGGAAUGCAGUCAGUCUAAAGCGUUGUGUGAUUCUUUGCCCUGUCAAUUCGCACACGCACCACUGUCUUGUUCGGUUCCCACAAUUUCUUUCCCCUUUACUAGUCACGUGAUGGAAAAGAAAUCGAGUUUCACGUUCAUCCAUCCACGAAAGAGUAAAAAACGGUGCGGUAGGGUAGGAAAUCUUGUCCUAGAUUUUUUUUUAAAAUGGUUUAUCUGUGUUCACCACGAAUUAAACAAAAAUACACUUCAAUGUCACAGUCACAAGUCCACACGCUUCUGAGAAAUUAUCAUAAGCCUCCACUUGAUCUGUCCACCAAAAUAAAUUUUUACUUGAGAACAUUCCAUGUUUUUGGCGGGCACUAAGACGAUUGGCUAAAAUCGUUGAGGGGGCGGGCGGAUGAAAUGGGAGACCAAUCACUCUUGAGAGAACUUUUUGGAAUUUGUGUGUGGCGCAGUUCACUUGGUGCAAAAUGAUUUCCCGGCGUCAUGGAAAUGUCUGGGAAGUGGAGGAGGUAUCUCUUCUUCUGAGGGUUGUUCGGAGGAGUGGGCAUGCAUCUCGGUUAAUGGCCAGCACGCAAUCAAGCAACCGCGGCAUCUAUCGAUUUCUUUCAAGAGUGCUACGCAGUCGCGGAUUUCAUCGAACGGCCAACCAGUGUCGAAGCAAAUUCCAAAAACUGAAGUCCGAUUUCAUUUCAUCAAUGGAGGCACUGCAAUGCAUUCCUAGAAGCAGUCGUAGAAUUAGGGUGCACAACGCGAUGAUGCUAAUCUGGAAGGCGGCAGGGAGGCCUCGAUGUCAAGAAAGACCUCAUGAUGAGAUUAUCUGUGAAAGAGCAGUCAAGAUUGAAGAAACUUCAUCUGAGGAUGAUGAGAAUUCAGAAACUGUUGCAGUGGAAUCAUCAAGUGCAGCAGAAUCUGAUGCGCAAGCCUAUGCACCUCUUGGAGUGACAACUGAAGACCCAGCAAAGAUCAAUACAGCAGCAGUUCCUCAAGCUUCAGAGAGAGAAAGAACAGAUGACAGUGGAUCUCAUUGCCUAGAAACUGAAGAAACCGUAAUCGUUAUAUCUUCCGGCAGUAGUCACGAAGAAGCAACUGAUGACAUGACUGCUCCUGAAACCAUAAUGCCCGGAGAUGUAUCUCCACAACCGAGUACCUCAGCUUCUUUAGCAACACACAGUGGUGCCGCAGUGAGAAAGUAUGCCAUGAGCGCUGAGCACAAACUUCACAUAAUUGAGGAAACAACUUCUUCUGAUGCUGAGGAUGAGGACAGAAACGCCGUUGAGGAAGGCAGAACCGAGGAUGCAGAGGGAACUCCAGUUCUCUCAUUUUCCACAGGUGAUACUUCAGCGGGAGGUUUGCGUGACAUGAUGCCAAAUAAAGACCAAUCCGCUGAUAUUGGCGAGAUCUAUCGUAGUAUGCUGGGAAUACAAUCUCUAUGUCUAUCAAGAAUGGGAAGAUACCAUGAAAGAAUAUGCCGAUUGGAGAGAAACAAUAGAAGCCUUCACAAAGAACUGAGUUCUCUAAAGAAAAAGGUUUCUGCACUUGAGCGAGGUCAUCGUAGCUCAGGAUCAGAGCUAUCAGGAGAUGACAAGAAGAAUUAGCCAGUGUUAUGUCAGCUUGAAGAAUGUUUAAGCAAUAUUUUAGUUUGUUUCAGAAAGAAAAAAAAUGUAUGUUUAAAAAUAACGUAAUGGAAGGAAAGAUUACAAUUGACAACUCUCACAUGUCAAUUAUUUCCAGUGCUUUAUGAAUCAUGUUGAAGUUGUUUGCAAUGUGGAUAAUAAUUUCUCAUGAACAGCAAAAGCAAGAUCUUAUUUUCAUUUUUUUCUAAUCACUGUGUGGUUCUAAUGUCAUGCAAAAUUGGAAUUUUGAAUCAGUGACAAGAUUUUUGUUCCUUGGUGUUGGGAAGUCUGUGUUAUUUGUUUCUGAUAAAUAAAUCUGUUUUCAAUGUUAAAAAAUAA
Eublepharis macularius is the source of this 2983-nucleotide messenger RNA. RefSeq lists its product as uncharacterized. The transcript is spliced from 6 exons. The record is from RefSeq and is a predicted model, not a curated record. Lineage: Eukaryota; Metazoa; Chordata; Lepidosauria; Squamata; Eublepharidae. Bases 1499 to 2626 code for a protein of 375 amino acids.